AGCACUCAUUGGUCACGGUUGAUGGUUACACCAUCACUAUGCCACUCAUCAUCAAAACCCCUCUCCUCUCCUCUCCUCUCCUUUUUGCCAGACUGCCACUCUCUCUCUCUCUCUCUCUCCCUCCUUAUUUCAAUUUCCAAUUGUUCUAAAUUCUUGGAGCCAUGCCCAUGGGUGAUAUGGAUUGGAUGGAUGGAACUGUAGUUGUAGACUUGUAGUUUAUUAAUAAUUGCCGACCAUAUAGCAAUGUCCGUAAGAGAAGCGCAAACUGAGGAGGAGUAGUGGAAUUACAAGUGUCUCAGCACCCCAACACAACGCUGACCACUUGCCGGCGGCACUCAUCCAUUCCAUUUCCAAUUUCCAAUCUCUCAAUUUCAAUUUCGCAUUCCGGCCUCUACAGUUCUGUCUGGGUAUGACUAUAUAUAUGUCUCCGGCGAUGAUGGUGACGGUGAUGCAUCUGUCUCCGGCGAGCUCCUGAACUGCUAUAAAUCCAUCCACGUCUUGUUUGGAUACACGUAUAUUUAUUAUAGGUAUAGCCAUUGCAGCUGUCAGGUGGAGAAGAAAGAAUGCUGACGUGUAUAGCUCGUUCGAAGCAGGGCGCCGAUGGAUCGCUUCAUCAACUCGAAGAAGCCGAUAAUAAGCAACCGAUAAAAUCCCUCACCUCACAGAUCAAGGACAUGGCGCUGAAGGCAUCGGGAGCGUACAGGAACUGCAGCCCCUGCACGUCGACUCAGCAGAGGCAGGGGAAGGUGUGGAUAGAAUCGGAAUCAGCGGCAUCGGACAGGUUCCGGUGGUCGUAUCGGAGGACGGGGAGCUCGAAUUCGGGGGGGUCGAGGCAGUGGGGGAAGGAAAUGGAGGCCAGGCUGAAGGGGAUGUCGAGCGGCGAGGGGACGCCGGCGGCGUUGUCGGCGAGUGGGCGGCGGGUCGAGCCGGUGGUGUUCGUGGAGGAGAACGAGCCCAAGGAGUGGGUCGCACAGGUGGAGCCCGGCGUUCUGAUCACCUUCGUUUCGAUGCCACGUGGCGGCAACGAUCUCAAGCGCAUUCGCUUCAGCCGAGAUAUGUUUAACAAAUGGCAAGCUCAAAGGUGGUGGACAGAGAACUUUGACAAGGUAAUGGAACUCUAUAAUGUGCAGAGGCUAAACCGCCAAGCUUUCCCGCUUCCAACCCCUCCCAGGUCUGAAGAUGAGACCACUUCAUCCCAAUAUUUCCCGGCCAACAAUUGCCAUUUUACUGCCUCUCAGUGUUCAAAACUUGAGUCAGUUGAAGACAGCCCGGUUACUCCACCGCUGAGCCGAGAACGCCUGCCUCGUACCAUGUACCGGCUUAAUGGAACCGUGAUUGGAAACUCAUCCUCAGAUUCACUUGAACAAUACUACCCAGCGCAAUCGCGCUACAACUAUGACUCAGGUUUGACCUCGACCCCAAAACUCUCGAGCAUUAGUGGAGUCAAGACAGAGACAUCGUCAAUAGAUGCCUCCAUGAGAACUAGCUCGUCGAGGGAUGCAGAUCGCUCUGGGGAGCUAUCUAUCAGCAAUGCCAGUGACCUAGAGGCUGAAUGGGUUGAACAGGAUACACCAGGGGUUUACAUUACCAUCAGGGCUCUGCCCGGUGGCAAACGGGAACUCAGACGUGUCAGAUUCAGCCGAGAAAAGUUUGGGGAGGUGCACGCCAAACUCUGGUGGGAAGAGAAUCGAGCCAGGAUACACCGGCAAUACUUGUGACUGAUCGAUGGAUCGAUCAGCACAGCACAAACAGAAUGUGUAACUAUCUAUGGAUAAUAUAUGGAUUUGAGAUGGUGUUUGUUCCGCUGAAUGGCAGGAUCGAAGUGGGGCCUCUUCACAGAGUUUUUCUUUGUUGUUGUUGGCCCAUGCUGUUCAAGUGUCUCCUCGUACGUCUUUAAGCAUAUACCUAUAUAUAUAUCUACAUAUAUAUAUAUAUAUUUCUAUUUAUAAGUAUAACUCGACGCUGCUGCUGCUGGCGGCAACCUUACUUGUAUUAUUAUGGGGGUGGGGGGCGACCAGCAGCAGCAUGCAUUGUUUGCAAGUGAGCUGCUCUCAAGCUUUUCUAAAACUGUGAUGGCCAAAGGAUAUGUGGGUUUCUGUAUUUGGGAUCUUAGUGGGUAUUGGUUAUACAAUUCCAAGUUGUAUGUUUGGGAAACAUUAAAUUUUGAAACACAAGACAAUGUAAUCUUUAAUUAGUUUCAUGUUUAUUCUCUCUGUUACAA
Molecule: messenger RNA, 2221 nt
Organism: Diospyros lotus (date-plum)
Lineage: Eukaryota; Viridiplantae; Streptophyta; Magnoliopsida; Ericales; Ebenaceae
Product: protein Brevis radix-like 4
Exons: 5
Coding region: 564-1718 (384 amino acids)
Source: RefSeq, a predicted model, not a curated record